Molecule: messenger RNA, 1701 nt
Organism: Cokeromyces recurvatus
Lineage: Eukaryota; Fungi; Mucoromycota; Mucoromycetes; Mucorales; Mucoraceae
Exons: 3
Coding region: 75-1313 (412 amino acids)
Biological process (GO): box C/D snoRNP assembly
Cellular component (GO): nucleus
Molecular function (GO): metal ion binding; RNA binding
Source: RefSeq, a predicted model, not a curated record
UUUUUUUUUUUAAAAAAAAUAAAAUUUUUUUAUUUUUCUUUUACAAUUUUUGAAUUAGAACAUACAUAAAGAUCAUGGAAAGAAACAAUAAUAAUGUCAACUUGAAUCAGUCACAAUACCCAUAUGAUCAGUACUCAUCUUACUAUUACUCUCAAUAUUACCAACAGCCUCCUUCUCAAUUACAGGUUCCUCAGGGAGAUCCAGCUGCAGCUUUAUCUACUAUGAUGUAUCAAUAUCAGCAACCCUAUCAGCAACAAUUAUAUCAGCAACAACAACAGCAGCAACAACAACAACAACAACAAUACCAUCAGCAAUCACAAUAUCAGCAAGCUUAUCAGCAACAGCCUCAAUAUCAACACCCUAUAUCUAAUACAAAUUCAAUUUAUGAGCAACAACAAGCACAGCAAUUAUCAUCAAUGGGAUACUAUGCAAACUAUCAUUCAGCCUAUGGUCAACGAUCCAUUGUUAAUUAUAAUGAUCUAACUUUAGCAUCAACAAAUUCUAAUGCUAAAAAAAACGUUAAAACUAUUGUAAAUACUAAUAAAAGUGAAUCAAAAAAUACAAAUCAAGCACAAACUCCUCUUAGCAGGCCCAAGUAUUGCUGCUAUCGCUGGCUAAAAAGUAUACAAGCUGUAAUGCAGCAUGAAAAACUUCAUAUUAAAUGCCCAGAUUGUGAUUUUAUGUGUUUGCCAUCCGUCUUGGAAGAACAUGCAGAAGUUUAUCAUGGAAAAGAAAGAAAAACACCAAAAAAGCCUUCACGGCCAGAUGGUAUAGUGCCACCAUAUGCGCCUAGAAUUGAAACGCCUGAAGAGUUAGAGGCAUGGAUUGCAGCUAGAAAGAAAAAUUGGCCUAGUCAAGCAAAUGUCGAAAGAAAGGCAAAGGAGGAAGCAGAAAAAAGAGCCAGAGGAGAAUUAGUAGCAAAAGGAAAUAAACGUAGAUCAAGUCAUGAUCAUAGUAAUCAGGAAAAGAAGCAAAAAGUGGAGGGAUCUACAUUAGUAGGACAGUAUACAUCAGAUUCGGAUUCAGAUGAUUUAAUAGAUCCUGAAAAAGAUGCUGUUACCUCAAAGGAUCCCUCUGUUAUGGGCAAAAUUUCACUACCUGAGAACAGACCUAAGCCAAGAUGUAAAUAUUUCAUGAUGGGUAAAUGUAAAAGAGGCGAUGAAUGUACAUUUUCGCAUGAAAAGCCAGAUCCAAAGCUAAAACAACAAUCCAAACAAUCGAGAACUACACAUUUUAGUAAAAAAAGACCCAAUUUAUUAUACAAGGUAAAGGAAAAAAAAAAGUCAAAGGAUUUAAUUUGUAUUAACGAUUAAAAAUCCCCCUCCCCAAUAGCUACUAGAAAAGGAGAUCAUGCAAGAAAAAAAUGUUAUUUUGCAAUGUCUUAGAUAUAUCGUCGAUAAUCAUUUCUUUGAAGAAAAAGAAAAACAGCCUAAGGAAGAAGUAUAUAAGUCUUCUAACGGAGAAGAAAUAAGUAAUGAUGUGCAAUCUAAUGAACAAAUAGAUACUACGCCUUCAGCUUCUAAUGUGGAAUCUAAUGAACAAGUAGAUGCUACGCCUUCAGCUUCUAAUACGGACUCAAUUACAACAAUAGUCUCUAAUGAUUCUAGUUUAAUUACAGAAGUACCUACUUAGGUGUAUUUUAAACAUAAAUAUAUAAAAUACCAACAAUUCUAAUGUAAAAAAAAAAAAAAGGAAAAAAAA